Messenger RNA from Rangifer tarandus platyrhynchus (Svalbard reindeer), 1668 nucleotides. Lineage: Eukaryota; Metazoa; Chordata; Mammalia; Artiodactyla; Cervidae. The record is from the annotation of a GenBank genome assembly.
AUGAGGGAGGGGAACGCGGGCCGGCCGCCGCGGGGGAGCCAUGGUGCCUUCGGCGUGGCCCUCCACAGCUCCGGGGGCCACGGGCUGGGCAGGCGGCGGACGGCGGACCCUCCCACAGCCGGGUGCCGGCGGGCCAACCUGGGCCCUGCCUGCGAGCACGGCCUCCUUCAGCUCCGUGGCCUGGCCGCCUCCCUGGCCCUGGGCCCAGCCCUGCUCUCAUCCCCCUCGGUCCCCGCUUCCCCGGCCAGCUGGAGGGCGGGCUGGGCUGGGCCGCGGGCGGCUCCUGCCAUGGCACUGAGCGUCCCCGACAGCGACACCGUGUGGCGGGAGAAGGCCAUGGCGGCUGGUCGUGUGUGCGUGGUGGGGAGGGCCCUGAUUUUCCCCUGGGCUGAGCACACUCCUUCAAAUGCCCUCUCGUCCCGGAAGAGCUGGGAGCGAGGAGGCACCAAAGCCCUGAGUGCUGUGCCCCCUAAGAGCGUGGAUUUUAUGGCGUGUGCAGUAGAUUGCAACUGGGAACAUGGGCUGUCCCCUCAGGGGGCUGGGGACCACGGGCCACUUGGUCAUGUUAGUGACCACCAAGGCCUGGAGAUGCUGGCGGACGUGCUGGCCGCUCCCUGGGGCCGGCCAGGGGCGGUGGGGGGCGGCUGGUCAGACUCGACAGCGCCUCCGGGCGCCUGGGCCCGGUGCCCUUCACUCGUCUCCGUCCCCCGCCCGCCGCCCCGGGCAACUCUGCCACCUGUUGACGCGCCCUCCCAGCCAGCGUUCCCGUUCCCCCACCCUCGGCAAUCCGGGGUCCCCGGGACAAGGUCCUUCCCCGCCCGCCCUUGGCCCUGCGCGCUCCCCAGACUCGAGGGCACCCCGCGCCUCGGUCCCGGGUCUAGACCAAGCUCCUCGCGCGGGCCGGACAGAGCUGGGCUCCGGGAGGGAAGGCGGGGCCUCGCCAGCGUGGCCCGGGCCGCGGGCGGGAACACUCACACGGCCCGCCGCCUCGCGCCCGCCCCUCCUAGGCUUCGGCCCUCCCCCAGUAAGCGGGGCCGGACGCGCGCCCAGGUCCAGCCACACGCGGCGUGCUCUCACGGGCGUUGCGCCCACCCGGGUGACCUUGAACCUCCGCGCACCCCCGCCCCGGCCUCAGUCUCCCCACUGGCGCCGCCGCCGUGGGACAGGAGGUGGGCAGCCCCCGCCGAGAGCGGCCCCACCCCCGCCCCCGCGGGCAGCCAAUCGGGCCCCGCCGUCCGGGGGCUGUGUCCCCGCGCGGGGUGGGGCCGGGGGCGGGGCUUCCUGGAGGAGCCCCCACCCCCACCCCCCCUCUCGAGCCGCCGGAGCUGCCCGGCCCCGGGCCGGGGGCAGAGGGGCGGCGCGUGCCGCGGGGGCGCGGCUGGCACGGGAGCUGGGAGGCGGCGCCGGGCAGGGGCAGGGGACGCGACGGCCCCACGGCGGGGGCAGCGGGCGGCAGGGGCGGUGGCGGCCGCUAGCGCCCUGCCCGGCGCCACCUCCCUAGGCGCGCUCGCCCGGCGGACCGGCAGGCGGCGGACCGCGCGGCCCCAGGUGCCAGGCGGCGGGCGGGCGGGCGCGCGCGGGGGUCCGGGGGCCGGGCUCCCCCUCAGAGCGGCGGCGGACGGGGAGGGGCCGGGUGGCGCAUGCGCGGGGCCCCGGGGCGCGGGGUGA